AUGACGACUCCCACUAUCGCGCCCGUGGCGCUGUCUUUCGGCAGCACAGGUGGUGUCAGUAGCGUCGGUGCGCCCCCCGCGAAGACUACCGGGGGCAUCGCCGGCAGGGACGGGCGGGCACCCCUCGACGAGACCACGAUGGUCGCCCUCGCUGACGAUAUCGGCGCCCGGGAGGAGAAACUCGGGGAGACUCGGGGCGCCGUGCGGAGGGAAACGUUGGAGCAGCUGCGCCAGCUGGAGAAGGAUAUCGAGGAGGAUGCCUGGAUGUACGCGAAACCCAGGCACAGCGAGCCUUGA
Messenger RNA from Micromonas commoda, 297 nucleotides. RefSeq lists its product with no specific name. The record is from RefSeq and is a predicted model, not a curated record. The transcript has a single exon. NCBI's taxonomy places the organism in Eukaryota, Viridiplantae, Chlorophyta, Mamiellophyceae, Mamiellales, Mamiellaceae. The coding region runs from base 1 to 297 and encodes 98 amino acids.